UUUUUUCUUCGCUUUUCUCAUGUCUCUGGCCACUAUCAAUGCUUACCCGAACCAAUCGUCCAAGUUCAAAAAGCUUCUUGACGAGAUCACAGCUCGCCAGGACGUCCCUGGCCAGCACGACUCGACCGAGAUGAUCGGAGACCUACGACCCGAACUUGGAGGCCCCACGAGCAGCGUUGGGAAAUCAAUUGCCAACAUCUUGACGGGUUCCGAGAAUCCCGAAAGCGACAAGCUGUGGCAAGGAGGCCUUUCGAAUCCGGGUUCUGCAAAGUGCACAGCAGAUGCUUGCUGUGUGUGGCGCCACAUUGCACUCGACAUGGAGAAAGUUUUCCGAGGUGCCAGUGGUCGCUGCACUGCCGAAGCGAGAGGAGCUGUCCGUCUGGGCUUCCACGAUGCCGGCACUUGGAGCAAGUAUACUGAAGACUUUGGCGGUGCAGAUGGCAGUAUCCUGCUGAGUGGACGUGCUGGCCUGGAACCAGAACUAGACAGGGCUGAAAACAAGGGCCUACAGCUUAUAGGCGGCGUGAUGAACAGGUGGUACGACAAGUACCACCAGUAUGGCGUCGGUAUGGCAGAUCUCAUUCAAAUGGGUGCCAAUGUCGCCGCGGUCGUGUGCCCUCUAGGACCCCGAGUCCGCAGUUUCGUGGGCAGGAUCGACAGCAGUCGUCCCGCGCUGCAACUUCUUCCGGAUGUGCACGCCGAUGCCGACUCAUUAAUCUCUCUCUUCCAGAACAAGACCAUCAACACUCAUGGCUUAGUUGCUCUACUCGGCGCCCACACAACUAGCCAACAGCAUUUUGUCAACGUGACACGAGCCGGCGAUCCCCAAGACAGCUCUCCAGGCGUUUGGGAUGUAAAGUUCUACAACGAGACACUUAAUAUUGCUCCUCCACGUGUCUUCAAGUUUCCCAGCGACGUGCUCAUCUCGCAGCACCCUGAUGCCACGCCCGAGUGGAUCAAAUUCGCCAACGACCAGGAUCACUGGAAUNCAGUCAACAACAUAAACAAGUUGACUGAAUGCUCUCACGUGCUGCCUGCCGAAACUACAAAGUUACCAGCCUCGGACAACGCAGCUGUAUUGAAGGAUUGGCUCGACGGUAAGGGCCGCAAGUCUAUCAGCGACGAUCUUGAGGCAGGUCGGGUGGUUAGUGCU
Molecule: messenger RNA, 1153 nt
Organism: Aureobasidium vineae
Lineage: Eukaryota; Fungi; Ascomycota; Dothideomycetes; Dothideales; Saccotheciaceae
Source: the annotation of a GenBank genome assembly